This is a messenger RNA of Procambarus clarkii (red swamp crayfish), 794 nucleotides long. Its product is annotated as perlucin-like protein. The record is from RefSeq and is a predicted model, not a curated record. Lineage: Eukaryota; Metazoa; Arthropoda; Malacostraca; Decapoda; Cambaridae.
GGCACCUGGCGGAGCUCUCACUCACUCACUCACUCACCAGGAGACACACUAGGUCCUGAACGGAGGCACACAAGCCCCUCAGUAAUAAGGGAAAUAAUCACCUGAACACCGACAUGAAACGACUGGUUUACCUUUUCGCGAUCAUCUUAGCUGCUGGUUCAGGUGUCCACGGCUGUGACGACGGAUGGGAGGACAUCGAGGGGUCGUGUUUCAAGUUCGAUAUUUCUAUGUCGUUACCGUGGGACGAUGCUCGCGUCUUCUGCCAGAGUAACGGGGGUGACCUGGCCAAAGUUAUCGACGGCAACACCCACAGGGGCAUAUGGCUGUACAUCCAGACCUACGGACUGAGCGGGUCGUUCUGGUUGGGGGCGUCUGAUGUGGCGGCGGAGGGUGACUGGAUCUGGGCGAAGGAUGAGACCAGGGUGUCCAAAGGGACUCCGUACUGGGCUCUACGUAGCACAGUCCUCGGAUACCAGCAGGAGCCUUCUGGCGGGGCCAAAGAGAACUGUCUGGCCCUAGAUGAAGACAGGAAGUACUUCUUCAACGACGACGCCUGUGAUCUCGGCCACCACCCCAUCUGCAUGAAGUAGCGUCAUUGACACGAGGCUCCUCACCAUGUUGAUUGUACGGAGAAGCACCACGAAAUGCAACGCCUUUCAUUAUAAAUUUCAUUACCUUUCAUUAUAAUGUAAUAACCUAUACUAUAGUAUGAAACUUCACUGUAAUGUGAUGAAUGCUCUUGUAAUGCCCUUCACUACUAUGUAAUAUUUUUUAAUAUAAUGUAAUGAUCUUUA